Molecule: messenger RNA, 2358 nt
Organism: Mercenaria mercenaria
Lineage: Eukaryota; Metazoa; Mollusca; Bivalvia; Venerida; Veneridae
Product: piggyBac transposable element-derived protein 4-like
Exons: 2
Coding region: 9-1709 (566 amino acids)
Source: RefSeq, a predicted model, not a curated record
AAACCAAAAUGGAUGCGCUCUUUGAAAGCAGUGACGAAGAUUCAAUUUAUGGCGACGAAUUUCAUGGGUUUGACCCAACUGAUAUCGUGCAACCACGCAGACCGAUCGAUGAGAUCGAAUCAGACAUUGAAGUGAGCGAUGUGAGUAGUGUUGAGUCGCCAUCGUCGAGCGAUGUGUCAGAUGACGAGCCUGACAAUGAUCAAGAAUGGACCAACAAUUUCACAAAUUUCCGGACUGCUGAUUUCCGGGGACAGACAGGUCCAAGACUGCCCGAUAACUUUGAUGUUCAGACCGCCUCUGCUUUGGACUUCUUCUAUCUGCUGUUCCACCCAGCAAUGUUCGCAGAUAUGGCAAGGCACACAAACAAUUACGCACGUUGGAAGGCAACGCAGGACCAACCAGAUGACAAGUGGGUGGAAACGAAUGAAAACGAAAUGAAGGCUUUCAUCGGAAUAAAUGUUCUAAUGGGUAUAAACGCUUUGCCAGAACUGGACAUGUAUUGGUCGUCAAAUCCGUUGGUUGGAAACUCAGCAAUACAAAACAUUAAGACUUGUAACCGCUUUCAGAAACUGUCCCAAUAUUUUCACGUAUCUGACCGAGCUACAGAACCUCCUCGUGGAAGCCAGAAUUAUGACCGCCUGUAUAAAGUGAAACCUGUGAUUCAACACGUGUCAGAAACAUUCCUAAUGUCAUACGAUCUUUCACAGCAAGCAGCAGUAGAUGAAGCCAUGAUCAAGUUUACGGGGAAACUAUCAUUCAGACAAUAUAUGCCGGCUAAGCCAAUAAAACAUGGAAUAAAGAUAUGGAUGUUGUGUGACUCAAAUAGUGCAUAUUUGUCAAAAUUUGAGGUGUACUUAGGACGAAACACAUACAAUGGUGAAAAUGGACUAGGCUACAAUGUUGUAACGAAACUUACGGACCAUCUUAGGCUUACACAUAGACAUAUUUUUUUCGAUAACUUUUUUACAAGUGUGCCGUUGAUGAAACAGUUACUUGAUAAUGGACUUUAUGCUUGUGGAACAGUUAGAACGAAUCGUGUAGGCUUCCCGGCAGAACUGAAAAAGCCGAACAACGUCAAGAACAGGGGUGAAUUCAAAGUGCUUCAAAAAGGGGACACUCCAUUGACAGCUUCUGUCUGGAAGGACAAAAAACAUGUACACCACCUUUCGACACUGAGUCAGCCCGACAAAACACCGCUUGCUACCCGCCGUGCAGGAGCUGAUGUGCUUCAGCGGAGACAACCCCACAGUGUUUCGGCAUACAACAGGUUUAUGGGUGGGGUUGAUCUUCACGACCAACUACGCAUGAAAUAUGAUGUCGGCAGGAACUCAAAAAAAUGGUGGAAGUAUUUAUUUUGGUUUCUUUUGAACUGUUCCAUUGUGAACAGCUUCAUAAUGUUCAAAAUGGUAUCCAGACGCAUAAACAAGAGGAAACGUUUCAACCAUCUGGAUUUUCGCUUGGAACUUGUGCGAGAUCUAAUCGGAGGUUACUCCAAGAGGAAACGAAGUGGAAUUGUAUUCGAUUAUCCAGGCCUAGUUGAUGCCCAGAACAUUCAUGGACAUGUAAAUGGACGAUUGCCUGGUCCAAAGAGACGUUGCCAGUAUCACAUGAAGCAGCUGAACGCAAGGCGCGAGACAGUUUAUGGAUGUACAGUUUGUAAUGUCCAUUUAUGCAAGGAAGGGUGCCAUCACCGGUACCAUAACCAGUAAAACUGUGUGAAUAUCUGUGAUAAUGAGUGUGUUAAUUUUUUGGGUAGAAAAUAACAUGACUGUUGGAAUUUCUAAGUGCAGAAUCAUGCUCAUCUUGGAUUAUGACAAUGGAUAAUAAUUUAUACUGGAUAUAUAAGUGUGUAAAUAGUGUAAAAUAUUUAUUUAGCAGAAGAACAUGUUAGGUAUUGAAAGCUUGUGUCUUUGAGGAUUAUCACGGAAAACUAUGUACUUUUUGCAGAUAUAGAAUGUUCAAAGUGUUCGUCUUGGAUUAUGACAGUGGAUAAUAAUUUAUACUGGAUAUAUAUUAGUGUGUAAAUAUGUGUAAAUAGUGUAUAAUAUUUAUUUGGCAGAAGAACUUGUUAGGUAUUGAAUGCCAUUUUAUUUUUUUGUGGAUUUAGAAUAAUGCGAUUUUAGGUAAAAAAGGUAACGAUGUCCAAUUUUCUGACCAAUUCAAGUUAGUACACUAGAACUUUUUCGGUUUUCGAUGCUUGAUAUCCAUUUGACAAAUUUUUUUUACAAAUAUUUCAUUUUCAAUAAUUGCAAGCAAACAAUUAUCAUUCUUUACCCUUAGUAAAUGGAUAGUUCAACAGGAUCAGAGUAACUUGAACAAGAAUGUAUAUACUUGUUUUAUAUCAACCAUAUAUGUGUU